CUGUUGUCACUGGGCCAGGCUUUAUGUGUGAUGUUGCUGUACUUGAUGGGCUGGCAGUCCUUGAUGUGCCUGAGGCUGUGCUGAGGGCCAUGCUGUAGGGCUGCAGAGGCUCGCUGGGGUAGAGCUCCUGGCCCCGCGGGCCACCUGCAGCAAGCCAAGCACCGUCAACAUGGCUGCCAGGACCAUCCCAACCUCCACUCGUCCUGAUCCCUAUCUGAGGGUCAGGCCUGCCCUGACCCCCGCCCAUGUGUUCAAAACUCGGAAGUCCAUGGUUAAAGUCGCUGCCAGAGAGUUACUAUUAUAGGCAGUUGUUGCCACAUUUUGGCAUGCUCUAACCAUGUCUGCUACGUCACAAGUAAGUGCAUGGCAAACAGUGAGCAGUGCUAUUCUACAGUCCUCAUUCGCAUUUGUAAAAGCAAUCUGCUGCAACAGGAUAACUCUGGCUUCCUCAUUGUUGACUUGUCGGGAUAGUGCAGCUUGCAGUUUGCCCAGGAACCGCACGAAUGAUUUCACUGGACCCUGUAAAAUCUUACCAAAAGACAUGUUAGAAUUGAUACCCAUUCCCAGGAGUCGCUGCAGGGCCUACAGGCCUACAGGGCCUACAGGGAGGGUGAUGAUGCCACAUAUGUCUUGCGGGUAGCCUGCUUGUGCUGAAGGGACUGCAAAGGCACCCUCUCCAGUCAGCUGCACAGCCGCGAUUGGUGGAUUGCUUUCCUGCCGCACUUCUGCACACAGGAUGUACACAGCUCUUGCAGGAAAGAAUUUCGUACACACCUCCAGCGAGCCCGGUACCGAAUUAUUCUUCGUCACCACUACAUGUCCCAGUGGCUCAAGCAGUCAGGAUGGAGGAAGACACCGUCAGACUGCCAGCACACCUGCGUGAGUGUCAGCACGAGGAAGACACUGUCAGACUGCCAGCACACCUGCGUUUGCAGCCCGUGUACUGGAGCAGGGAAGAUGUGGCACAGUGGCUCCGGUGGGCGGAGAAGGAGUUUUCCUUGAGGCCCAUUGAGAGCAACACCUUUGAGAUGAACGGCAAAGCUCUGCUGCUCCUGACCAAAGAGGACUUUCGAUACAGAUCCCCUCAUUCAGGUGAUGUUUUGUAUGAACUCCUUCAGCAUAUCCUGAAGCAAAGGAAAGCUCAUAUGCUCUUCACACCCUUCUUCCAUCCUGGGAACUCUAUCCAUACUCAGCCAGAGGUCACAUUGCACCAGAAUCAUGAUGAAGAUAGCUUUGUGCAUAGACCUUCGAGGCCAUCUGCAGAAGCAGUCCACCACAGCACCCCAACCAUUGAACUGUUGCAUCGCUCGCGGUCGCCCAUCACCAACAACCACCGUCCAUCGCCAGACCCCGACCAGCGGCCACUGAAGUCCCCCAUGGAUAGCACCUUCCGUCGCCUGUCCCCGGCCGACAGAGUGCCAGGGACAAGGCACCAGUAUGAGAACAACCAGCAGGAGCCCUAUCCUCUCUCAGUGUCCCCAGUAGAAAACAACCACUGCCCGCCUCCUUCCGAGGUGCUCCAGAAGCCUUCCAGCCCUCGCCAGGAGAACACCAGGAUCAUCCAGCUGAUGCCCAGCCCUAUCAUGCAUCCUUUGAUACUGAACCCCAGGCACUCCGAUUUCAAACCACCGAGGUUGUCUGAGGAUGGGCUGCACAGGGACGUCAAGCCCAUCAACCUGUCGCACCGAGAAGAGUUAGCUUAUAUGAACCACAUCAUGGUGUCUGUCUCCCCUCCCGAGGACCAUGCGAUGCCAAUCGGCAGGAUAGCGGACUGUAGGUUGCUUUGGGAUUAUGUUUAUCAGCUGCUUUCUGACAGCCGGUACGAAAAUUUCAUCCGAUGGGAAGAUAAGGAAUCCAAAAUAUUUCGGAUAGUGGAUCCCAAUGGGCUGGCUCGUCUGUGGGGAAACCACAAGAAUAGAACAAAUAUGACUUAUGAGAAAAUGUCCAGAGCCCUACGCCACUACUACAAACUAAAUAUUAUCCGGAAGGAGCCAGGACAAAGGCUUUUGUUCAGGUUCAUGAAGACCCCAGAUGAGAUCAUGAGUGGCCGGACAGAUCGCCUCGAGCACCUUGAAUCCCAGGAACUGGAUGAACAAAUAUACCAAGAAGAGGAGUGCUGAAGGAAACAGGUGCACCACCUCUGUGGGUCCAGGGGAGAAACAUCUGCCUGAUGGUCGGCACGGUUUGGGAGGGGAAGCAUCAACACAGGAGCAGUACUUGAGGUCACUGCUUAGCUUGAAGACCACACAGGACCUGAAGCACCUUAACAAACCUAACUAACCGGCAGAAGUGGUGCUGGCAGGAAAGCAAAGGGGAGAAAGCCUGGACUUACGCACUACUUCACUGUUCUACAAAGUCUCCCUUGAGUUUUUUUCUUUUUGGCUUGUUUCAGUUUUGGGGGUUUUUUGACUUUUUUUUUUCCCUAAUAAACAUGCAGUUUGACUUUCCUUAUCUCACAUGGGACAAGACAUCAGAUUAUGCUUCUUCUUUUUUGGUUUUUUGUUUUUAGAAGGCUUUCCUAUGGAAAUAGAGUGCUCUUAUUUUCUGUGCAAGUCUCAUGACACAACACUGCAUAAACAAUAGCAACACAGAAGGGAUUUGCUCAAGGCUUCCAGUUUGCUUGGAUCAAUUUAUAUGUGCUGCCACUGGGAAAUGUGUUGAAGCUACCAAAAGAAUUUCUCACACAUACCUGUCAAAUGAAGAGAAGACACCCUUCACAUGUAGGCUGGGCUGUCAUCCCCGCAUAGCUUGGGCUCACAAAGAGUACUCCGAGUGGCUGUUAACUGCUGGAAUAUGGACCAAAACCAAUCACCUAAGUGCUCCAGAGAGGAGAAAAAUAAAUGUGACAAACCUC
Vidua macroura (Pin-tailed whydah) is the source of this 2854-nucleotide messenger RNA. It is a transcript of the gene ETV6, whose product is annotated as ETS variant transcription factor 6. Gene Ontology annotation, molecular function: sequence-specific DNA binding; DNA-binding transcription factor activity, RNA polymerase II-specific. The transcript has 8 exons. Bases 843 to 2120 code for a protein of 425 amino acids. Gene Ontology annotation, biological process: regulation of transcription by RNA polymerase II; cell differentiation. The record is from RefSeq and is a predicted model, not a curated record. Gene Ontology annotation, cellular component: nucleus. Lineage: Eukaryota; Metazoa; Chordata; Aves; Passeriformes; Viduidae.